AGGCAAUGAAGAGAAUAAAUUCACUUUGAUGUGUGGGGUACAUGGCUGAUUUAAAAAAGUACUCCAUACGUAACACUUAGAACUAAGAUGCUACAUGGACUACCAGUAUUUUUAAUGACAAGCACAAUCAGCACAUUAAAUGGGAGGGAUUUAUAUGAUGGUUGGAAUUGAAGCCAUGUGCAAAUAUUAGUCAUGCUUUGUUGAGUUGUACUAGUAGUGAUGAGCACUAGCCUUCAAAGUACUUUGUAUAUGAUUAACCUCUAAAUACCACCUACAAAGUAACUAUUAUCACAUGGCAUCCCUACACUACAGUAGUUACAUGAGAAAAACAUACGAUACAAUUGCUUGAGGCAAUGGUGCAACUCUCAAAUCAUUUUUUUAAGUGACCGAGCAACUGAUUUUCUUUGUUGCUGUUCAGAAAACAAAUAUUGUGUUGUUCUUUGUCCAGGUUCCGACAUUCCUUUUUAGUAGCUUAUGCCACAUUUGUUCACAUCAUGAGCUGCUCACUACCUAGCGACCUACCUGCAAAAUUCUUUCAUCUUUUUCCCCUCACAAUUUUCACUUAUGGUGUGAGAAGUCUGGCUUACAUCUAAUACAGGGCCUACUGGAUGAGGAGUGUGUUCUGUGUGAUUUUGUUCCAAGCUGGCUCACACACUUAAAACUUUGAAGUGAAAUGUAAGGGAAAGUGUAACUGUUACCAUUUUCUGCCAAAUGUACUAAAUUUUAACCAUAUAGGCUAACAUGGUACAAAAUGAAGGACAGAAUCAAUCUCUUGCACAUUUGAAUCUUCUGGAUCAAAAUCAGACAGCAUGGAGAACAGGGUGCUUUAAGAAUGCAGCUUUGCUACAGGGUGAAAAUCACCCACAUUCUAGCUCACAUCUAUAAAGGGAAGUUUUGGAAAAGAAGCUUUCUGCCCCAGAAACAAAGCAGGUCAUGUAACAAAAGUACUGCAUUACUACAAUAAAAGAUAUUCCUUGCCUCCUCUUUUCAAUAUUUGAGAAAUGGAAGUGGCUGCUAUAUGAGAAAUUCCAAAACGAGAACAAGGCAAUACUUUGGGUCUGGAGGGGGUCAUAGCUCGGCGAUAAGGGUAUGUCCUUUGUACAUAGAACAACCCAAGUUUAGUCCCUGGCAUCUCUAAUUAAAUAGAUCUUUGUAGAUCAAGGGAAUGAAAUAGCCCGACCUAAGACCAAGGUCAGAGCGAACAAUACUGUGAUAAUCAUUAGUAUUUGUAAGGGGGUAAGAGGCAUAUGAAUGCCUUAAAUAAUAAAAUACCUUCUCCUCUCCGUAUCCUCUCACACUGUUUGAAAGGGUCUCUCAAUGCUUUGAAACAGAUUAGGGGCAGGUAUAAGGAGACUUCAAGGUGAGGGGGGGAACCCCCCCCCAAAAAAACCCUUUCUCCUCAUUCCACCAAGAAGCCUCCAAUGGAGGAAGAAGCCUUUGAGACAAGCUGCCCCUGAGGAACACGAGAGGGACGGGCUAUUGCAACCAUCUCUUUCUUAUUUGCUGGGCCGCUGUGGAGAACAGAAUGCUUGACUUGAUAGGCCUUUGGUCUGAUCCAGGAAAGUUUUCAUCUUCUUAAGGUAGAAAACCCCAUAUCCCCUAAGGUAGAAAACUCUCUCCUUGUUGGGCUAUUUUCCACUUGAGAGGAGUGCUGCACAUAGGAGAGCGUUCAAAACAAAACAAAACAGACCAGACCUUUGCUGUCUGAAGUACCACACAGCCCACCAGAGAGCUGUUUCUGAGUCCUGAGCCCCUGCUUUAGUUCUCCACGAUGAGCUGCUUUAGAGAAGAGGCGCGAGGGCUCUUGACAGGCCCCCAACCGUUUCAAGUGACCAGCAGAGCCCCGCCCCUUCAACUCCUCCUCCUCCUCAGGUUUCGCCCCUCCCUCUUUUAUCGCGCGGCCCCGCCUCUCUACCUCCACGAGCUCUGUGAUUGGGCCGCAGCGCAAGGGCCGCAGCACGCCCUCCGCGGCGGAAUGGGCGCAUGCGCGUUGCUAGGGCUUACGGAGAAAAAACGAGCGCUCCGCCGGUUGUUUAUGUGCGUUCCGAGUAAUUCCACUUCCUGCCUGGCGUGACUGUGCGCCGCUCCGUCGCUUCCGGGUCAGAUGCUUCCCGGCGUCCGGGGCCUCUGAGGUACCGGUGUUUCGAAACCUGCCGAGAAAGGCGGGCUGGGGCCGAUGUUGAGGUGCCGCUGCCGGCCGGGGGGGUGACGAGGGGGGCGGCGGAAGAGAAGGGCCGGCGGGGCCUGGUCGCCCGAUGGUGGGCCGGCGCUCGCCAUGGACAAGAUCCUGGAGGGCCUGGUGAGCUCCUCGCACCCGCUGCCGCUGAAGCGCGUGAUCGUGCGGCGCGUGGUGGAGUCGGCCGAGACGCCUCAGAGCGCGCCCGAGUGCCGGGCCAUGUUCUCGCUCAGCACCCGCCUCAUCCUCCAGGGCCCCGACCAGUUCCAGCGCCAGGUGGGGCGGCAGGUGCUCGAGGCCUACGCCCGCCACCACCGCGACGACUUCGAGGCCUUCUUCACGCGCGGGCUGGUGCUGGCCUUGCUCCAGGGGGGAGACCCGGCGCUGCCGCCGCCGCCGCCUCUUCCCGCCGUGGCUCCCGGCCUGGGGCCUAGCCUGGACCCGGCCGUGCUGGACUACAUCCAGGUGGGGCUGCGCCUGCUCAUCAGCUGCCCGGCGGUGCUGGAGCUCUUCGCGCUGCUCCAAGGGGAAGCGCUGCGCCUGGUGAGCGAGAGGCCGCCGGCGCCGCUGUGCGCUCGCCUCUGCCAGCUCCUCAGCGACUUCCCGCAGUGCCUGCCCCGCGGCAGGAAGCCCGCGCUCGCCUUCUGCCAGCAGCUGGUGCGCAGCAUCGCCCACUUCCAGACGCAGGGCACCCGCGAGGCCGAGCUGCGCCUCUACGUCUCCCAGGUCACCCAAGUCAGCGGCCUCCUGCGCAGCAUCUGGAAGGCAGAGCCCGACACGCUGCUGCCCUCCUUACAGGAGCUCUUCGCCAUCAUCUCCUCCACCGGUGAGUUGCUGUUUCGCUUGGAAGGCACGGGCUUCAGUGCCCCUCUGGGGUUUGCAGAGGUAUCACCUUAGGAAGAGCAAGAAGUAGGCUUGUGCUGUCACCCCUACAGGCAUCGCCAAAUGUUCUCCUUGUACAGUGGUACCUCGGGUUAAGAACUUAAUUCGUUCUGGUGGUCCGUUCUUAACCUGAAACUUUAGCUAAUGGGGCUGCCGCGCCGCCGCCACGUGAUUUCUGUUCUCAUCCUGAAACAAAGUUCUUAACCUGAGGUACUGUUUCUGGGUUAGCGGAGUCUGUAACCUGAAGCAUCUCUAACCCGAGGUACCACUGUACAACAUGAGCAGCAUUCUCCCUAAUGUCAUCCUAGGCAGCUUUGGCAACAUGUGUAAACAAGAACAAAGCUCUAUGGUUGCAUUAGUUAAAGGAGUGGUGAUGCAAGAGCAAGUCAUGGCUUUAUCUUCAGUUCUCGUGUGUUCUUGUUUGCACAUUUUUCUGGAAAAGCUCAUUGCUCCUGGGUUUCAAAGGUAACAUUUGUAUUGGGCCAAAGUGUAAGGCAACAAGAAGUGUAGAUAAAGUACUAAGUAAAGCACUUAAAAUUUAUGUAACCUUUUCCAAAGUAGGUAAGUUUUAAAAAGCAAGGGGUCCAUGACAUACUAGAUAUUAGAUCAGGGAGCCACAUCUUCCUUGUAGUCCUUCCCUCUUGGGCCAAAAAUCAUUGUGCAUUCGGUGCUUAAUAGUUAGCCAAGUUUGGACAAAACUCAGAGAGCAGCUUGAGUCUCUUCCUUGACAACUCUUGCAGAGAGAAAGGCUUUGUCUUUGGUUAGCUGUUUGGUUACUUUUAGAUAACUUUGAAACUCGGCUGAAGUCAGAGUGGCUUGUGCUAACCUUACAGCAUGCUGAAGUAUAAAAAAAAGAAGUUAUAACUGUAACUGAAACAGAUAUUGGGGAUAACACUAUUAACUUAAACAUUUCAGUAUUAGUUUAAUCUAGCUAAUGGUGUGAAUUUCCUGGAAAUUUUCCUAGAGAAAUUAGAGUAAUUUGCAUCACAAAUAUUUCAGUUUAUACUGGAAAAAAAUUCUGAUGCUCUAGAGAGAGAACUAAUUUACCAUCUUUCUUACAUUCUUAUAAAACAUUACUUCAUACAGUGCAUAGUUAAACUAUGAAGUGUUGCUCCCACAAGUAGUGAUGACCUCCAACUUUGAGAGCUUUCAAAGAGGUUUAGACAGAUUCAGAGGGGAUAAGGAUAUUAAUGGCUGCUAGCCACAAUGGUUUAGGUUCUACCUCCCUUGUUGGAGGUGAUAUGCCUCUGAAUGCCACUUCCUGGGAAUCUUAAACAGGGAGAGCACUGUUGUGCUCAGGUCCUGCUUUCAGCCUUCCUGUAGGCAUCUGGUUGGCUAUUGUGAGAACAGAAUACUGGACUAGAUGGACCACUGGCCUAAUCCAGCAGAGGCUUUUCAUAUGUUUCCUCAGUUCCAGAAUAUUAACUAUUUGGCUAUUAACUUUCCCACACAUGUUUGUUCACGACCAACACAUUUCUGGAAUUCAAAAAGUUGCUAGAUAUGUGGUACAUACAGAUAAACUACUCCCAAAGAGAUGAAAGUGGGGGAAUACCCAAGUUUCCUUCUCGUUUGAUCACUUAAAUUCCUAGAAAAUACUAAGACAGACCAAAGGAAGAAAUUCUUCUGCUGGGCUUAAUUUACAAAAACAUAUUUGAAUGGAUUAAGAUGUUGAAUAAUCUGUUGUAAUAGAACUUUAAUAUAUUCUUGAAAUGUGUUUCAAAAUUCAGUAGGAAAAAGAGUACAAGCAAAGCAUAAAACUUCUUUCUUGCGCAUUUGUCUAUUGUAGAUUUUGAACCCUCAGUUGCCUUGGCAAGUCUUGUGCAGCAUAUCCCAUUACAGAUGAUUACAGUGCUCAUCGGAAGCCUUACCACAGAUCCAAAUGUAAAAGAUGCAAGUAUGACUCAAGCUUUGUGCAGGUAUAGUCUUUGUGUUAGAAAAGAGCAUGACAACAUUACCCAAAUAGAAAACCUCAUAGCUGUUUGAUCAUGUGAGUUUUAAUGGAUAGAUUCAAUCUGCAUAAAUUGGUAAAUGAACAAUACACUUUCUGAAGAGGAAAAAACAUUUGUUUUUAGACUAUGUUUUAGACACUGUUGUGGCAAGCACAGUCUUAGAAGAGGCGUUCCUUCUUUUGUGAGAGAAGAGGAAAAAUGUCUCUUCUAAGUUCUGGCAUGCCAUCCAUGUUUUUUGUAAAUAUUUGUACUAAAAAUAAACAUGCAUUUGUGUUGUGUGUUUUUAUUGUCUGAUUCAUCAGGGAUGCAAACCCUGAUGCCAGAUAUUGCAGCCAUAAAAACAGUAAUGCCAUUAACACAUUUUGCAACCGAAUGAAAUCUUUAAAAAUUGGAAAUUGUGACUCAGGAAAAUCUGUAGUGGUACAGUUUAGUCAUUGACAAAGAACUUAUUAUGGUAUCCUAAUACAGCAAUCUGCCUUUUAAAGUAAAAACAGUUUCCGCCAAAGAACCUGACCUGUGAAGUAACCUUGUCAUAAUAAGUUAGAUAUUGUUUCUUUUCAGCAGCAUAAUCUUGUUCUUCUUGGUUACUAAGUAUUUAGUAAGCUUUUGUGAAGCAAGUAGUAAUUACUGGCCUUUGGAUGAAAGUUGAUGGGUAAAAUUUGCUGCUAUUUAAAAACAGGUGAUUUUGAACAUGGGGUACACGCCAGCAACAUGAAAGCUGCAAUCUAUGUGCAUUUGUUUGGGAGCAAGUCCCAUUGACUUCAAUGGUAUUUACUUCCAAUGAAGCAUGAAUAUGUGUACAUUCAUUGAGAUAAAACAAUUCUAUAUAUUUUUGUACAACCUAGCCGGACAAAAGUAGCACUAUGUGAAUCUAUCUUGAGUUGCAAAAUGCAUUGUUUGGAGCUUGUGGUGAUGCUGAGUAUAAUCUCAGUAUCUUUUAUACAAAGGUGCUUUCAUUCAGGGAUUUCUGGCCAUUCUGUCCUUUCUGUUUCAGUCCCCUGCACCACAUUCAGUCCCAUUUUGGAAUGUCCUCUGAUCUUUAGGAGUUUCUUUUCAGGGGACUCCAAUAUAUAACAGGCAGGAAAGUCUUAUUGUUUGAGGAGGUUUAUCUCUGGAUCCAAGUCCUUCUUCUUAGAAAGAAGAGCUAACUGCUACUGAAAUCUUAAACAUCAGAUUAUCUGUAUUUUCCAAAUAUUGACAAUGGUUGUAACAUCCAGCAUUUAGAAAUCUGCAAAUGUAAUAAAUCAAAUUCUGGAUACCAGUCUAGGAUAUGAAGUGCUGAAAAAGGGCAAUAAAUAGAAAUGAUGAAGAUGGUGCUUAAUCACAUUGCUAAGAACAAACAAAUGGCUGAAUUCAUUAAGCCUAUUAGUAGCCGUUCCGGGGCCUUUGGAGAUUAUGGUGCUGGCUGCAAGUUUUCGCUACAUGCAUAUGGUUAAUAGCAACAGUUUCUGACAAACAUCAAUCUGUCAAUCAACACAUAUGUGGUAGGCUGCUAAGUAAACCUAGCGAUCUAACUGGUUAUUUUUCCUGAAAAUGAUUUAUUUGGUUUUGAUUGUUUAAAUUCCUAUACCAUUGUGGGCCAUAGAUCUUAUAACUUACAUAGCCUUGCAAAUAAGUGCUCAACAUUUUCUAGCUAACACACACAGUAUUUUACUAGCCCACAUACAAAUCUUAUUUGCCUAUCAUGUUAAAUUUUAGUGCUGACAACUCUUAUAGACCAUAAGAGACAAGUCCCAUGGCUACAGGAUAAAUACAUCAUCAGUUAGUGAAAUCUUUCUGAGGCAGCCAGCUUCACCUGCCUUUUCUUUCUAGCUGGGCAACUGCAGUCAUUUAUAUUUGUUAGCUAGAUGAAGAGGAGUAAAAAGAGAAGUUGGCUGUUCUUUUACUUCUUGAACUAAUAUGAGGAUAGGUGUAGUAUAAUGUCAACGAUCACAAAAGACUGCAUCUAGAUGAGCUGGAAGAAACGGUAAUUGCUUGGCAGAGCCUGUCAUCCUUUAUGCAUUCACAGUCUCUUACAGGGUUUUCAGCUAAACAUGGGUGAGCUCUCCCUGGCUUGAUUUGGUUGGGAGCAGCAGUUAUGAGCAAAGGUGCAAGAUGCUUGGAAAGAGUUAUUUUCCUCAUCCCUCCCCAAGAAAAUUGUUCCCAUCCUGGCUAGUUCCAACAUCCUUUAUCUGGCUCCUGCUAUGGUGGUGGGAGAAAUAUUUCUCCUUCCUCGUCUUCCUCCACCUUGGCACUACAGAAAGAAAUUGGGGUGUCUAUUUCUCCCUUCUUCUAGGCACCUAGAAUUCUGAGAAAUGUCAUUUUCGCAAAAACAUAGACAUCAUAAGGUUGGAAAAAAGAAGCUUAUUUCUGGGUUGGGGGUUGUAUACUCAGUUUGUUUUGAAAGUGAGUACCGUGAGACACUAAGGUUCAUAUUUUGAGCCAAGUCAUUGGUUACUAAGGUCAGCAACAUCUCUGCAGGCAUCACAAACUCGAAGGAAUGCUGGGUCACCUUGUUUGUUGGCUGUUGGUUGUACUAGUGAGGGAUAUGUGCUUGCUGCUUCUCCAUAGAGGUUUUUUCCUUUCUUAAAGAAAAGUAAAUGUUACAUUAAAUGUUUUGGUUUCCUAGCAUAUCUUAGCAUUGUGCAAGGACCAGUCGGAAAAAAGAAACCAUUAUGUCGAGAUCUUGCUUCUUUUAAUUCAGAUCUCUGCCAUAAAUGUUUUAUUUGAAAACUUUGGACAUGAGGAUAAUGUUUAAUAAAGACCACUGGUUGGCUUUGACAUUUAUUGGUAAAUGUUUACAGAAUGGCAGAAAAUGGGGAGGGAAUAAAAGCAUUGAUCAGCAUUCAUGGCACUUGUACAACAGUAUUCCACACAGCCCUCCAAACGAAAAAGCUCCCAUUAGCUUGAUGAAAUAUAUUCUUGUUUUCUAAGUGGUGUAGUACCGCAGUUUGAGUACUGAGACUAAUGAACUUCCCCCUGCCACAGAACCUUGGAGAAAGUUGUUUGCAAAGGCUAGAGAAUUAUGCAGUGCCAUGACUCUCAGUGUGACUUAAUGUGAUGGUCAUAAUAUGAAAACCAACACAAACUGUGGGGCAAUUAAAUAAUUAGAACUUCUUCUUUUUGGGCUGGAAUACUAACAAGCACCCCAUCUUUUUUCAGAAUGAUUGAAUGGCUGUCCUGGCCAUUGGCUCAGCAUGUGGAGACCUGGGUCAUAGCGCUCUUGAAAGGGCUGGCUGCAGUCCAGAAGUUUACUAUCCUUAUUGAUGUUACUUUGCUUAAGAUUGAAAUGGUAGGUAUGGUUGCUUUUGUAGAACAGCUUUUCUGCUUAUUCCAGACUGGUGUAAAUAUUGUGUAAUACAGAAUGAAAACUGAAGAAUAUCUCAAUUCUGAUGUGUUUGGUUUUUUUUUAAGGUUUUUAAUCGACUUUGGUUUCCUCUUGUGAGACCUGGUGCUUUGGCUGUCCUUUCUCACAUGUUGCUUAGUUUUCAGCAUUCUCCAGAGGCUUUUCACUUGGUAAGUUUUCAUUGUCUGAGCUUUAAACCUACUGCUUACAAACAACUUCCAUAGCUUUCUUUGUAAAACCUAGACUGCAGUCUUGUGUUCAUACUGGAGGGUGAAUGUCUUGUGGCUUGUUGUAAACCAGCCAUAAUAACCAACUUCACAUCCGUACUGCAGAUAAUAAGAUCUAUCCUUCCAGUUAUAUCGUGUAUUGCAACUUCAGUUUUAUCCUGCUCUGUACUGAAGAUGUAUUGUACAAAACAAGUUUUGAAACAAAUAGAACUAGAUAUUAAGAAUUGUGAGAACUCCUUGCACACUUACCCUUACACAAGUACUUGGCAAGGGUAGUUAGACAGAGCCACUGCCACACAAGAUGCCUCAACGUUCCUGCCAGUUCAUAAUGUUCAGUUAUGUUUUAAACACCUCCUACAGUCUGUAUUGGGACGCGGGUGGCGCUGUGGGUAAAAGCCUCAGCGCCUAGGGCUUGCCGAUCGAAAGGUCGGUGGUUCGAAUCCCCGCGGCGGGGUGCGCUCCCGUUGCUCGGUCCCAGCGCCUGCCAACCUAGCAGUUCGAAAGCACCCCCGGGUGCAAGUAGAUAAAUAGGGACCGCUUACUGGCGGGAAGGUAAACGGCGUUUCCGUGUGCUGCGCUGGCUCGCCAGAUGCGGCUUUGUCACGCUGGCCACGUGACCCAGAAGUGUCUGCGGACAGCGCUGGCCUCUUGAGUGAGAUGGGCGCACAACCCUAGAGUCUGUCAAGACUGGCCCGUACGGGCAGGGGUACCUUUACCUUUACCUUACAGUCUGUAUUGAGGGCCAAAUUCACAGUUGGCCUCUGAGCUCUUCAUGCCAGUGGCUACUCCACAGUCUUGAAUGUGUAGGCUACACACAGGCACACAACCAUCUCAGCUAAUUUUUCUACAUCAUCUGAGAGAGGGAGAUUAUGCACCCAUCAGAUUAGAGGUAGGGGACAUCAGGGUCCUCUACCCACCCUAACACUGGGUCUACGUCAUCUUUUUUCCUGCUGCCACCAGCAGGAAGUGAAACACCUCUCACUUAAAUAGAAAUAUGAAGGCACAUAAUUCAAUAAAGAUGUUUCUAAAAUUCUGUUGGAAGUCAAAGAUGUAGCCAGCCUGCUUAAAAAGUUGUGAAUACAGGCUUUUCAAGAAUUUUCUAAUUCAUACUGUUUUGAUUGUGAAUUCCUUUUAAGAUUUUGAAUUUAUGGGCAAGGUGGAGGUGAGCCACACUUGAUGGAGCUACAAGCUAAUACCAAGUUAAAUUCAUAUAAUACGGAACAGGUUGUAUGUUAUCAGGGUGACAGUAAACAAUACAGGCCAUUAAAUGUUUCAGUCAUAAUAUUUAGAACAGCCUUCGCCAAAUUUGUUCUUUAGCUGUUUGGGGUUUUGUUGUCGAAAAUUGUUGAAAGGCAGCAGUUUGGGGAAGACUGAUUUAGAAGAACAAUGCAUUACUAAAGCAAUGUUGCUGUCUAUCCUGAUUUAUGUAUCUUAAUGGAAUUGUGGGUUUUCUGUUACAACUUUUGCCCCUUACUAUUAAAAUGGUUAUCAGUUAUUAAUUGCAGUCAAGUAGAUAUGAAUAGCAUAGUUUUUCAGAUGAACUUGGGCAAAUGCUUUGGUCUUUUUCUCUUAACAUUAGAUUGUUCCUCAUGUGGACAAGCUGGUAAAAUCUUUCAAAAUCAAUGGCCUUGCCUCCAGUGCAACAUUUUUGGGACAGCUGAGUGAGCUAAUACACUGUAUGAUGUAUCAUUACUCUGGAUUCCCAGAACUCUAUGAACCUAUUUUAGAAGCUAUCAAGGUAAUGCAAAUAAAUUAAAUGCUACAGGUUGAAAACGAGGGGUGGUCUUGAUGCUCUGCAGUGAAUCUGCAGUGAAUUUUUUGAUUGAGGGAAGAAAUUGGAUUAUAUUGUAGAACUAGAAAAAUCACUGGCUAGGAAGAUGUGAAAAAAUAAAAUAAGAUCUCUGGUUGCUUAAUCCAGAAAAGCACUAAAAAGCAGAAUAUGGUAAUAUGCACCCUUACUUUAUGGGAGCAUUUUCAUAAGAGUUACUGAAUAUUAUUGGUGAUUAUCGAAGGGAAAAGUCACUAUGUAUUAACUCAGUGAUAGUGGAAAUGGUUUGAAAUGACCAAGAUAUUUCCUGAUCAGAAAUGUUGUUUCUAUUGCCUUUGUGUUGUGCAUUGUGGAACAAUGUAUACAUUGACUUUUAUUUGGUUUAUUGUAUUUCUAUGCCACUUUUCAUUCAGAUCAAAUCGAUAUAUAUAUAGUGACACCAUUGUCAUAAGAUGUGGAACAAUUCCUUCCAUAAAGGCAGAAAACACACACAGCAGUAUAUUUGGCUUUGACUGUUGUAUCUUUUGGUUGGGGUAUCCUUUUUAAAAAAUGCAUCUUAUGGUGAACAGAGGCUGUCAAGUGUUUUUGCUACAUUUUACAGUUUGAGAAUCACUCUUUGUGGCAAAGAAAUAGCAGGAACAGAUCAAAGAUUACCUACAAGUCUCUGAUUUGACAGUAUCUUUAGAGUUGAUAAGACACAGCCUCUAGUAAUUUUUCUUGGCUGUGCGUUCACAGUGAAUCUUUGAUGGCUGGCCAAACAACUGUACUGUCAGUUCUCACAAAGACAACGGUGAUAUUUUUUCAGCAUUACCAUGAGUAAAGAGCCUGAGUUGUGAGGACAAUGUGGGGUGACUGUUGCUGCUUUGUAGAUAUUGUGAAAACAAGUGCUUAAAGUUGUUGCUGUUCACUGCUCAGUGUUGAAUUUUCCCUUCUUGUAGGACCUUCCCAAACCCAGUGAAGAGAAAAUUAAAAUGAUACUGAAUCAGAGUGCCUGGACAUCUCAAUCCAGUUCCUUGCAAUCUUGUCUGUCUAGAUUUUCUGGAAAAUCUGAAACGGGAAAGACUGGUCUGAUUAACUUAGGAAAUACAUGUUAUAUGAACAGUGUGAUUCAGGCAUUAUUCAUGGCUACAGAGUAAGUUUAAACUUCCUCUUGUGAGGAAUCCCAGGCAUUUGUUUGUACUAAAGAAUUUUUUAAAAAAAAUAAUUCAUGGAGCACAUCAUUAUGGUUUUGCUAUUGCCAGUGAAGAACUAGGUAACAUGGCAAAAUUGGUCCAGUGGCCUAAAUUAGUUUUCCUUAGCCAAACAUUGGGCUCAAAUAUAUUGGAGUUCACAUUAUAUCCUGCAUGUCAUCAUGUAUUCACGUUAAUAUUGGUAAAAAUUAUUCCAUUUACAUAAGUCAUCGUGGCAAUAAAAUAUUGUUUACUUUGUUCCCUGAUACAUGUUUAUGCACUCAAAGAAAAUCACCAAUUGGGAGUUUUUUGAAAAAUGCCCACUUUUUUUUAGACUAUCACCUCCUAUAAUUUUUUUUUAAAAAUCCAGUUUGAAUUAAAACAAGGUAUGUGUUGUAUGAAUAAUGGUUGAUAAUCUGACUAAGUCAUACUUGGAGUUUACCACUUUAAAUCAGUGGAAUAAAAAGAUUUCACUGAUUUCAUUCUAACAACUCUAGUAGGACUAGUAUUGGAUAUUGCCCAUAGUGUGCUGGGUCAUUCAGACCAUUCUGUAUUACAAAAGCAAACACUGAGCAAAGCUAAUGUCAGAUAAAUCUGUUCUGCGCCAUCAGAACACUGUGUAAAUGACGAAACAUGAAACCAUUGUCAUCUCAUCUCUUUCUCUUUUGCAGUUUCAGGAGGCACGUAUUAUCUUUAAAUCUAAAUGGGUGCAAUACAUUAAUGAGAAAGUUGCAACAUCUAUUUGCAUUUUUGGCUCAUACUCAGGUGUGUGUAACUCUUUUAAUUUUCUGAAUAUUGUAGCCAUAAUAUCCAAAACUUGCAUCUGUCUAAAUGUUCUACCAGAAUGUACCUAGAGAAAAACACAUUCAUAUUUCCUAUAGAUUUGAAUAUUCUCAGCUUUUCUAAGCCAAAAGAAAAGAAUAGCCUUGUUUUCCACGAGUGAAAUUUUAUAAGUUGCAAAAACCUGUGCAGAAUAGUUAAGAUCUAGCCAACAUAGUUGAGAUUUUCAGAGAGGCAAUUUUUUAUUGUCGCCAGUUUCAGACAUUUGUUCCCAGCUUCUCAGACCUUGCUUUGUGAAGUCACAAAUGAGCAUCCAAGUAUGGCUGCUGUGUACAACUAAAAAAAAACCACUGUACAUAAGGCACCAAAACGAUUAGGAAAAAGGGAUGAAAGUAUACUGUUCAUAUUCUUGCUACACCCAUAUAACUUUUCUAGCUUUAAGCCGUUUGUCUACUUGCAUGUUUUGUAGGAAAAAAGAUUUGUUUUAAGUUCUAGAUUAUUUUUAUGUAAGAGAUAGAUUUGAAGGUACAACUAUGUGCACUAGACCCGUGUAUGUUUUUUAUAUCUGAGAUUUAUUCUGUCAUACUUGCAUGCACUUGCAAUCUAUUCAUUUGAGCGUCCCAAUGCAGAAAUUAAGGAAUGCUUCAUAGAGUGGUGUCAUUACUUUGCAUUUCACUUGAUUUUGCUUGCUUCCUGAUACAGAGAGAAGCCUAUGCUCCUCGGAUUUUCUUUGAGGCUUCCAGGCCACCCUGGUUCACCCCUAGGUCCCAGCAGGACUGCUCUGAGUAUCUCCGGUUCCUGCUAGAUAGGUAUAGUGCUCCGAAAUCUGCAUUGGUGUUUUUUACAUUGUUGACCAGAGAAAAAUAACCAGAGAUAACCAUCACAGAUUUCUAAGUUCUUUUGUGCUAGAGUUUUACCUAGAAUUGCAAGGUAUAACAGUAUUCCCAAUCUUCAAGGAUUCAGAACUGAGGGAGGAAUUCAGUGUCACAAUAUUGUGAUCAUUCCUUCAGUGCAAGCAUCUCUGCUUGCCAAAUGACAUGCUCUCCCUUCCAGUGUUAGAAACACAGAUAUAUAAGCUAGGCGCCAAAUGGCUCCUUAAACCAGGGCUUACAGUCACCAAAAUGGAAUGCCUAGUUGCCAUUUUGGGGCCAAAUGGCUCAAACAUAUUUUUCAAUAUGUCAUUUGAGUUCUUGAAAUUUGUUCUGAUUGUGCAGAUAAAAUAUGACAGAUAGCAUUAUGCAGGAUGUUUUGCUAGUGUGGGAAAACAAUCAAGAUCCAAGCAUCCCCAGGCAUGCACCUCCAGAUGGUGGAGAUGACAGGCACCAUCCUGGCACCUGGGCAUCUGCACUUGGUAGCAAGUGGUCAAUAGCCAGAUGCAAAAUGAGCCUGGAGAAUUUCAAACACUGCUCCUGUCUCCCUCCCCCCACAUGGAUCUGGAGGGUCUCCUGAUUCAGAGGAGGAGCAACCCUGUUGCACAAGGGUGACUUGCUUAGUUUAAUUGAAUGUGGCCCUGAAUAUCUGUGGUAGAGAACUGCUGCUGGGGGGGUGGGAUCUAGGUUCUGUUUGGUCUCUUUAAUUAGCAUGCAUUUGCAAAGCCAAAAUGGCUGACUACCCUUCUUAACUCCAACAUGCAUGCAUGCCAUUGGUGCUUACAUCUGUAGUCUAACCGUAUUUUUUCCAGUAAGACAUUCAACUUGGCUUGCAAUCAGCAGUUAUGUCUGUUCUAGAAAAAUCUUGAAUCCCUGCAAGCGAUUUUUUUUUUUUAAUGCAGGAAACUUUUUUAUGUAAUACACUAAAUAACUCUCCAGUUUCCUUCCUUGAUCAAGUUCCAUUAGGGGUAAAAAGUAAAUCACAAGGCUGGUACCAACAGUUAUUUGUAUGUGAGAGACACAUAUAAGGUAAAGGGGUAAAAGGACCCCUGACCAUUAGGUCCAGUCGUGACCGACUCUGGGGUUGUGGCGCUCAUCUCGCUUUAUUGGCCGAGGGAGCCGUUGUAUAGCUUCCGGGUCAUGUGGCCAGCAUGACUAAGCCGCUUCUGGCGAACCAGAGCAGCGCACGGAAACGCCGUUUACCUUCCUGCCGGAGCAGUACCUAUUUAUCUACUUGCACUUUGACGUGCUUUUGAACUGCUAGGUUGGCAGGAGCAGGGACCAAGCAACGGGAGCUCACCCCGUUGCGGGGAUUCAAACCGCCGACCUUCUGAUUGGCAAGUCCUAGGCUCUGUGGUUUAACCCACAGCACCACAUAUACAUAUUUACAAAUAAACAAACUGAAACAGUGAUGCUUUAAUCAGUGAAGAGAAAUUGGUAGAGAAAUAAAUAAUCUCAUUUGAUUUCUCUUCUUUAGGCUGCAUGAAGAAGAGAGGACCUUGAAAGCCCUUUCUUUGGGAAAGCUUUCAGAAGAUAUGAAUGAAGAGUCUGUCGUCCAGGAGGUGUCCAGCAAAACGCAGCUGAUUACCAAACAACCUUGCAGAGAGGAAAGAACAUUAAUAGAGAAAAUGUUUCGGGGGAAACUGCAAACAAGCAUAUGUUGUUUGAACUGCAAAAGUACUUCUUACAAAGAAGAAGCCUUCACAGAUCUUUCACUUGCUUUCUGUCCUCCUGUAUUCUUAGAAAACGUUGACCCACCAAGUACAGAAAAUUCACCUGAAGGAAAAGAUGACUGCAUGGAACAAGUCAGUACUAGGGCAUUCAGUCCUGUGGCAGAAACAGCAGCUGAUGGUUUAGCAAUUGGUGAUUGCUGUGAAAUGGUCACAAAUGAUGGGACCUCAAAAGACCCUCCCAUUGAUUCAAACUGUGAAAACACUAAAGAUCCUUUUCCAUGCAAGGCUGAGAACAGGGAUAGCUUGCGGAAACACGUCAGUGAAGCUACUCCCUCAGUUACUGACUUGCUGAAUUAUUUUCUGGCACCCGAGGUUCUUAAAGGGGAUAACAAAUAUUAUUGUGAAAAAUGUGCCUCUCUACAGAAUGCGGAAAAAACUAUGCAAAUUGUGGAAGAGCCAGAAUACCUCAUUCUUACUCUCCUAAGGUUUUCAUACGACCCCAAAUGUCACAUUAGGCGCAAAAUCUUAGACAAUGUGUCUUUGCCGCUUGUUCUGGAGUUACCUGUCAAAAGAACUGCGUCACCCUUAAGUCCUGUAUCGGGCGUGUGGUCUAUGGGUGUUGAAUUUUCUGACACUGGUGAGAAUCUAGCUAAAAAACUCAAGCCCUCUGGUGCUGAAGAAGUGUGUUGCCCUCAACUAGUCCCUUAUGUUAUAAGUUCUGUAGUUGUACAUUCUGGCAUAUCAUCUGAAAGUGGGCAUUAUUAUUCUUAUGCCCGAAACGUUGCCAGUUCAGGGCCUUCAUUAGGAUCUUGUGAUCAAACCCAAAGUCUGGCUUUAGCUUAUCCACAAAGCAACUUGAUGGCUGGAGAGGCUCCCGUUGCAGCUGCUGAAAAGGAACUGGAUGAAAAUGAGGUGUCAAAGGAGUGGUUUUUAUUUAAUGAUAGCCGAGUGACAUUUACCUCAUUUCAGUCAGUCCAGAAAAUUACGAGCAGAUUCCCCAAGGACACUGCUUAUGUGCUGGUUUACAAAAAACAGAACAGUACAAGUACACUCAGCGCUAAAUCAACCAAUGGGCUCUGGGUCAACGGAGAUCCCCCUCUGCAGAAAGAUCUUAUGGAUGCCAUUACAAAAGACAAUAAGCUAUAUUUGCAGGUAAGGUGCAGACAUUGCUAAUGUGAUCAGCUGGCUUAAGACUGUAAUCCUAUACCCACUUAACAUUGUAGUAAGCACAACUGAACUCAGUGGGACGUACUGCUUCUUAGUGGACAUGCAUAUGAUUGUACUGUAAAAGCUUAAUGCAGGCAUCUAGCUAUAGUUAUAAGUCCAAGACUGUAGCUUGCAGACAAAUACAAGAGACUUUGCAUGGUUUUGAGCUGCUGGAUCCCUUCCAUCUACAUGGGGCGGCACUUCUGGAGGUAAGAGCACAGUGCUGACAUCUCUUCACACAAUGGUUUGGCGACUCACUUCAGAUUGUUUUUUGGCUUGUCAAGUUUGUAAGCUGGCUUGUCUAGUUCAGACAUCUCACCCAACAUUAUUAUGGUUCCUUAGCCAUGUUUGAGUGUGAAGUCUGAACUGAGCCUUUACCUAGUAGAUCUUUCAGUUGUGUAGGCUAUUAUUAUACUUUCCACAAGAAUGCUAUGUGACAUUCAGUGUGAAUAUUUUGCAGACAUGUAGUUCUGAUGAUACGUUGUACAGUACCAGGUGUUUUCUGUGAAGAUUUAGGGGGAAAUGGCUUUCACUGAAAAUUCAUGGAUGAAUCUUUGUUCAUUAAGUAAGGAGGUGUUUAAAAGCUUCCAAACAUUAUUUUUGUAGAAUGCAACUUGAAUUUUAUUUAGUUGAGAAAAGCUGGAAUAUCUGGCAGUUCAAUUUGCUGUAUGACUAUCUUAACAACGCAAAGCAGAGUUGUGAUGCAAAAAUGAAUGUGGUUUAAUGUUUUCUAAACAAGCGCAAAGGAAAGGAACAAACACAAAUGUGUUUCAUUUAAAGAUUCUGCAUCACUUCAUCCUUCACAAGUUCCAGCCAUAAUUUUUGUUAAACUUUCUGAAGUCUGUAUCGUAGGGAUGGGGAAUCUGUGGCCUUAGAUGCUGGUGUACUGCAGCUUCCCUUACCCCUGACUGUUGACCAUGGGGGCUGGGGUGGAUAGGAGUUAAGAGUCCAGCAACAUCUGAAGAGCCAUAUUCUCCCCACCCUUGAUGUAUCAGCAUUAAAUAGUUUCUGAUCUGUAGACGCAGUUUAGUUAAUUCAUUUAAUUUCAUAACUGUAGAAUUACUCAGUUGAUUUGCAUAAACAUGUCGUUCAAAAACCCAUUUUGCACAGGUAACAUUUUAUAGUGGAGCUUAAUAGGGAGAUUUUUGAACUCUUGAGGGUAUUUGAGGGGAAUUUAUUCCUUUUUAAAAUGUAUUCCUUAAACGAUUGGCUAUUUUGUGACACACACCACAACCUUCUAAAACCUUUUGGGAUAAAUGCUAGGUCUGAUAUUAGCAUGCCUUCAACUUUUUAUUGGCUAAACAUGGUUGCAAGAGCAAGUUUACACUGAUAAGGAGUUGGCUUCAGCCUUAUCAGAUUUUAUGAUGAAACCUAUGGUGUACAUGCAGAUUUGGAUUCAGCUGCUAGUUUUUCCCUCAAGCAACAUCAAAACUCAACAUUGCUCAAGUACAAUUACUAAAGAACUAGACAGAAUUCCUGCAACACUUGUACUUGAUGAACUUAAUAACCCCUAGUAGCUUAAUGAACAGCAUUGGUGUACACCAUGAAACAGUCAUUGCAAUAUCAUCGCCUGGAAAUUGUAUUGAGGCUUUAAUCACCAGGCCAGUAUGUGCAAGAGAAUUAUACAUCCUGUAUCUUUUGAAGUCGUUCUACAGCUUUCAUCAUCUUGCUAGGAUUGUAAGAAUUAUAGCUUUGGGUUCAUUUUAAAAGUUUGUAUCACUUAAAUUUGUGGGGCAGUGUUUGAAUAUGUGAUUGAAAUAGCUUUGGGUGUCCUCAGGCUGCUUCACAAGAAGCAGCUUUUGUAUAUACCAAGUAGCAGCCCUCCAGGUAUGUGUGUGUGUGUGUGUGUGUGUGUGUGUGUGUGUGUCUUUGUGUCUGUCUGUCUCUGUCUUCCCAGGUCUGCUAUCUGCAUCCCCUUGGUUGAUGCCAGAGAUUAAUUCUGGGACCUCUAGCAUGCAAGGCAAUGUACUGUAGCCCCAGUUAAAUGUCUCUUCUGUUUUUCAAAGCACAUGACUGCAUAACAUCUGCAAAAACUAUUGGCACAAUUUUUAAAAAAGUAAUUUUGGGGUGGCAAAAGUAACAAUUGAUUUAGCUUUCAUUCCUUUAAUGAUGCCUGCCACUUAAAGCAUUUAAGUUACAGACAAUUUAAAUUAUUUACAUGGUAAACUAGCACAUGAUCUUUGGAUGAAGGGCAGUAUAUAAAUUUAAUUAAUUGAUGAUGAUUAUAAUCUCUGUUGCUUAGUGUUAGCAGGUGCUUCUGUUACUUGCUUCUGCUUUUGAGUUUCUGCUUGAGCAUUCUGCAGCACUGCUGAACAAACUGGUGUAGCUGUGCCAAGUGCAAAUUUCCCUGUGCCCCCCUCUUACUCUGAAAUUAGCUUAAAUGUUCAUAACUAGGUUUAUUUGUCUAUUUCAGGAGCAGGAGCUUAGCGCUCGAACACAGGCCCUUCAAGCAGCUGCAGCUUCGUGCUCCUUUCGGCCAAAUGGAUUUGAUGACAAUGACCCCCCAGGAAGCUGUGGGCCAACUGGCGGAGGUGGUGGAGGCGGAUUUAGCACUCUUGGCAGACUAGUGUUCUAGGAAGAGAGCAUCAAAUGCAUUCAUUGGUUUCCAAACAGCUCCUGAUACUGCUUAGGACUGUUCUUACUGAACUGUAUUAAAUAAUGUACUAAGCUUUUUUUUUCAAGAUGUGAUCUUUGUUCUAAAGAGAACUCUCUUUUUUUAUUUGAAAUAAAUAAGUGCAUCAUGGAGAAAUCUACCUCUUAAAUUCACUUGUUUUUAUGGAAAGAUAUUCUUCCAAAAGAGGAGUUAGAAGAUUUUUAUGACACUAGAUGAACUAGUAAAAAGCACUUGCAAUAUGUAAUCCCAAAUCCCUUGAUGAAAGAAUAAUUAUUCUUUGAAAAAGAGAGGGUUACUCAACCCCAGCAGUGUUUGUGGUGGGGUUGAUUUGUCCGUAAAUCUAUAAAUCCUCAAAGGCUCUGGAGUUGGUAACCUGAAAAUAAAUGAGAAUCCAAUGUGCUAACAAUGUAAUCCAGGAUAAGAAAUACUCAAACUCAAUAUAUUUGCAUUACAGGUACAUAUAUUAAAAAGUCACUUUAAUGUGCUUGUUAAAUCAUUUUUCCAAAUGUGCAUGGUCUUGUAGGGGGUGGGAAUUAAGUAAAAAAAAAAAUGCAAAGUUUGUAGUAUUUUUAAUUGCUUUGAGGAUUUUAGAAUUAUUUCAGGGAGUACACCUGCUGUGUUUUGAAGGAAAAGACUUUGUACGUGCCUUGUACUUUAACAAAGUACAAAACCUUUUGAGGCUGCGGAAGAGUGUAGAACAUGAGAUGUUAAUUUCUUGUUUAAUAUGAACUUAAUACGUUUUUGGAAAGUGUUAGCUUCGCCAGAAGUAAAGUCUGAUGGUUCUAAAAAUACAUUUGUUGCUCAUGAUUUUCAGUU
Messenger RNA from Podarcis lilfordi (Lilford's wall lizard), 19454 nucleotides. NCBI's taxonomy places the organism in Eukaryota, Metazoa, Chordata, Lepidosauria, Squamata, Lacertidae. The record is from the annotation of a GenBank genome assembly.